Brassica napus (rape) is the source of this 374-nucleotide messenger RNA. Its product is annotated as lycopene epsilon cyclase, chloroplastic-like. The record is from RefSeq and is a predicted model, not a curated record. NCBI's taxonomy places the organism in Eukaryota, Viridiplantae, Streptophyta, Magnoliopsida, Brassicales, Brassicaceae. Bases 117 to 347 code for a protein of 76 amino acids. The transcript has 3 exons.
GUAGAGUGUCCCUGUUCAAGCUGCAUAUGGCUAGAGGUGGAGGUAUAGUAUGAAUCUUUUGAGACUGUUCUGUUUGAAAACUUCAAGUGGAAGACAGUCCGUAUGAUCCAGAGCAGAUGGUUUGCAUGAAUUACGGAGAGUAUGCGAACCAGAAAGUUAGGAGCUUAGAAGCUGAGUAUCCAACGUUUCUGUACGCCAUGCCUAUGACAAAGACAAAAGUGUUAUUUGAGGAGACAUGUCUACCCUCAAAAGAUGUCAUCAUGCCCAUUGAUUUGCUAAAAACGAAGCUCAUGUUAAGAGUCGGUGGUUCCUUGCCAAAAGAAUCUCGCCUUUGGUGCUGCAGCUAGCAUGGUACAUCCAUCCCACAACAGGUA